GGUGAUUAAUUGAUAGCGGAAAGCAUCGCUUAUGUUAUUCUAUUCUGAGAAGCUGAAACGCAGUCGCUUUAUCGCGUUACCGCUUCAAAUAACACAGCUGGACUUUUUAUUAAUGAAAUUAGUUUAUCGGUAAACCCUUUUCCCUGAACUAAACUGAGGCUGUAAACAAAACCCGUGAUAUUGAGUGAUAUUAUAGUAGUUAGCAUCUCUAUCUACAGGUCUGUAGUCAUGACGCUACAUUGCUAACUGGGAAAUAACUGCCAACCAACAUGCCGUUUUACUUUCUUGAACUGAUAAACUGAGUUCACUUGUAUGUCUGCUGAAAGAUAAAUGUGUCUGACUACUUAAACUGUCACACAUUGUUUUGGCGUGGAUAUUAGCCUGGUUAGCUUUGUGCGGGCGCUUGUGUUGCUCCACACAUACAACUGCGUUUUCUAUAGAAACUGUCAUAUUUCAGUAUAAUAGUGGAUUUUAACUCAUUUGUGAACGUAUAUGCUUGAGUACUUUAAAACUGAAGCGGACUGACAGGUCUUUGCCCAGCCCGGUCUUUAAUUUGUAACUUUCAGGCGUGAAUCUCAUGUAUGAAUGUGAGAUAAAUGCGAGUGAAAUGCAGUGGUGAGGAAGAGAUCAAUGCCGUGUGUGCUGGAGGAUGAUGCGGAUGAGUUGGAUGAUCACUGUCAUUAACAGAAGAAUAAUGAAGAUACUGAUCGCCCUCGCUCUCAUUGCUUACAUCGCCUCUGUCUGGGGAACCUACGCAAAUAUGAGGUCAAUACAAGAACAUGGAGAAAUGAAGGUUAAGCAGAAGAUAGAUGAGGCAGUGGCACCUCUCAGGGAGAAAAUACGGGAGCUUGAGCUAAGUUUUACCCAGAAGUACCCACCUGUGAAAUUCUUGUCAGAGAAGGAUCGAAAGAGGAUAUUGAUCACCGGUGGAGCAGGUUUUGUGGGCUCUCACCUCACUGAUAAGCUGAUGAUGGAUGGUCAUGAGGUGACCGUGGUGGAUAAUUUCUUCACUGGCCGCAAGCGCAAUGUAGAGCACUGGAUUGGCCACGAGAACUUUGAGCUGAUCAACCAUGAUGUGGUGGAGCCUCUCUAUAUCGAAGUUGACCAGAUAUAUCAUUUGGCCUCCCCUGCAUCGCCACCCAACUACAUGUACAACCCUAUCAAGACACUGAAAACAAAUACCAUUGGGACUCUCAACAUGCUGGGUUUAGCCAAGCGAGUCGGAGCUCGCCUGCUCCUUGCCUCCACUUCAGAAGUAUAUGGAGACCCAGAGGUGCACCCCCAGAAUGAGGAGUACUGGGGCCAUGUAAACCCCAUUGGUCCACGGGCCUGUUAUGAUGAAGGAAAGCGUGUUGCUGAGACCAUGUGUUACGCCUACAUGAAACAGGAGGGAGUGGAGGUGAGGGUGGCUCGGAUCUUCAACACCUUCGGGUCUCGCAUGCACAUGAAUGAUGGGCGAGUGGUCAGUAAUUUCAUUCUGCAGGCUUUACAGGGAGAGCCACUUACAGUUUACGGUUCAGGGUCUCAGACAAGAGCUUUCCAGUAUGUGAGUGAUCUGGUGAACGGUCUGGUGUCCCUGAUGAAUAGUAACAUCAGUAGUCCAGUCAACCUGGGAAAUCCAGAGGAACACACCAUAUUGGAAUUUGCUCAACUUAUUAAGAGCCUAGUAGUGAGUCGCAGUCAUAUUCAGUUCCUUCCAGAAGCACAAGAUGAUCCACAGAGACGACGGCCAGACAUCCGUAAGGCCAAAAUGCUUUUGGGCUGGGAGCCUGUGGUGCCACUGGAAGAAGGCUUGAACAAAACCAUUCAGUACUUCAGUAGAGAGCUGGAGCAUCAAGCCAACAAUCAGUAUAUUCCCAAACCCAAAGCUGCACGGAUGAAAAAAGGGAGGCCCAGACACAACUGAAGAAUUGAGUUUAUCUCAGGGAUGCUGUGAUACUGAAGGACCUUAGACAUCCAGCAGCCAUUUCACAGAGUGGGUUUGCCAUCCCCCACUUAAAGAUCUUUUUGGAAAAAAGAAGAAUAUUUUUUUGAUGUUUUUCUGCAAUGCUUUGAAGAGUUUGUUUUUCAGUCAAACGUUCCUCAAAGAGAUCCAAUUUACAGACUUUGCCUUGCACUUUUUGAUUUGUCUGUUGUCUGUUUAUUUAAAAGCCAGCUUCAAUCUUCAUGUGCAUUUUUUGUUGUGUGUUUACAUUCUGUGCCAUUUUAAUUAAUGUGAUAUAUUUAUAUAUCAUUGUCAAAGCUAGCAGUGAUUUUUUUUUUUUUUUUUUUUGAGUGGACACCUCUUCCGAUGUUAAAAAUGUAUAAUUGAAAUUGGUGGUUGCAAUUUAUUUCAAGAUCUUGAAUGUUUGAUCCAAAGCAGGAAAUCUCACCCAGCUCUGCCACGAAUGAUUUGAGCUUUGGGAAAUGUUCUUUCUGCUUUAAUCUUUGUGGUGAUUUUGAAAAGCUGUUGUUACCUUUGUGAAACUUCGUACAGAACUUUGAACCUAUUAUUGAUUUCAGGUGAAAAAGAAUAUUUUAAUAAAAUAUUUGCUGUGAUUUUUACUGUAUUCCCAUUUUAAUCUUACUUUAUCUGCCUUUCCACUCAAUGGUGGCAUCCCUAUUCCCCAUUUAUAUUGCUUUUAUCUCUUGUCUGCAGUGUUCCCCUCUCAAAUCCUUUAGCUUUUUCUGUCCCUCCUUCCUUCUCUACCUUCAUCACUGAGUGGUGCAUGUGUUAUUUUAAUUUUACAAAACCGCACUGUUGCUAUGCAGACUUGAGGUUUGAUGGGAAAAGUGUACUGUCAAUGAAAGAGGGGAUGUGUAGUCAUGUCUUACAUUCUUCCAUGGAACACAGAAGUUAUGCAGAAUAUAUGCCUCAGUCACCAUUCAUUUUCAGUGAAUAACGACAUGCAUAUGAAACCUGUUCAUCACACAAAGUGUGUGCCUUCAGAAGACUUGUAAUAUAUCCAUACUGAGUCAUAUGGACUACUUUUAUGAUAUUUUUAUGAUGCUUUUUUGUCAUUUCGGUGCUUUGUUGCACCUGUCCCCAUUUUCAUUAAAUGGAAAAUAGCGGCCACUGUAUUCUACAAAAAUGUCACCCUUUGUUUUCCACAGAAUAAAUAAGUUACAGGGCUUUGGAACGACAUGAGGGUGAAUAAAUGAUUGAGUACAUGAAAACACAAUAAUAAUAAAAAAAGACUUUAUUCUUGAUUUUGGCCCAUUACUAACUGCAAAAAGGAAGUACAAAAAAGGAGUCCAAGCUACAAAAGGAAGAAGCAAGUUGGCAUCAUGGUAAAGUCAAUUAAGAGAGAUUAUGUCAACCACAGAAUCCUGUUCAGUUUUGCAGCAGUGAAGCAGUUCUGAAAGGAAAAGGGGUUUUAGUAGUAGUCAUAAUUGACGUUUGUGCCAUGCCUGUAUGACCCAGCAGCCCAAGGUCUCAUGGAAGCGUUUUCAUCAUAGUGAUGCUGGUGACCCUGGUCAUUGGAAUGGUAGUGGUCCAUCCAAGUAAAAAAAAAAAAUAUUACAUUACAGGGUCAAUGAAGUAUUAUUUGUUCAAAUAUAUUAAAGUAGAACGUCAUAAAUGUGUGUACAGUAUGAUGCAGGAUGCUAGGAAAUCACAGAGACACAUGACUGUGUCAAGAUAUGUUUUUUAUUUUAUUAAGAUAUUUUUACCUUUUAAUGACAUUGGAAGGCAUGUUUAGGUUGUCAAAUUGUGUAAUCUCAAGAAAAACAUGAUUCUCAUGAUUCCAAAAUGCAUGAUUUUUGCUGUAUUAAGGUGCUAUUCAUUGUAAAGCUGCUUUGGAACAAUAAUUAUUGUAAGAAGUGCUAUACAAAGGAAUUU
Molecule: messenger RNA, 3820 nt
Organism: Myxocyprinus asiaticus (Chinese sucker)
Lineage: Eukaryota; Metazoa; Chordata; Actinopteri; Cypriniformes; Catostomidae
Product: UDP-glucuronic acid decarboxylase 1-like
Exons: 15
Coding region: 650-1906 (418 amino acids)
Biological process (GO): D-xylose metabolic process
Cellular component (GO): cytoplasm
Molecular function (GO): NAD+ binding; UDP-glucuronate decarboxylase activity
Source: RefSeq, a predicted model, not a curated record